Molecule: messenger RNA, 1416 nt
Organism: Halichondria panicea
Lineage: Eukaryota; Metazoa; Porifera; Demospongiae; Suberitida; Halichondriidae
Product: TNF receptor-associated factor 4-like
Exons: 2
Coding region: 1-1416 (471 amino acids)
Biological process (GO): regulation of apoptotic process; signal transduction
Molecular function (GO): protein binding; zinc ion binding
Source: RefSeq, a predicted model, not a curated record
AUGUCAGUGGUGCUCGAGUUGAAGGUGUUCUUGAGUAGAGGGUCAGCCCCUAGUCUGAUAGACACGCCACUGUCGCCAGGUCUUGUCUUUGAGCAGCUCGAUGGAGGACACUGUUUUGUGGAACCUCCACCAGAACGAUACGUCCAGUCAGAGUGUCCAGUUUGUCUCCAGAUCAUUCGAGAGCCCCACCAGGUCACAUGCUGUGGAAAGAAGUUUUGCAAAGCUUGUAUUGAGCACAUCAAAGCAAUUAAAAAGCCGUGCCCAACUUGCAACGAGCAAUUCAGUUCAAGUUUUGCCGAUAAAAGUUUGAAACAAUCGCUCUCCAGUUUGAAAGUUCGUUGUAGCCACCAGAAAGACGGGUGUGAGUGGACGGGGGAACUGAGACAGCUUGAUGAGUACCUCAACACAGAUCCACAGCCAGAGAAACAACUCGAUGGAUGUCAGUUUGUGGAGAUCAAUUGCAUCUAUAAUUGCGGGAACCAUCAGCAGCGAAGGUACAUUCAAGUCCACCAAAUUAAGGAAUGCCCCAAACGAUCAUUCAGUUGUGAGCACUGCCAUGAUUACAAGUCUACCUAUGAUGAUGUCACCAACAACCACUGGCCUGUGUUUGGGUCCUUCCCUGUCCCCUGCCCUAACCAGUGUCGUUUAACUAUCCAACGUCAGAAUAUAGACAGCCAUGUUGCCGAUGAGUGCCCCCUGAUCACCAUCAACUGUGAUUUCCACCACGUAGGCUGUGCUGUGAAACUCCCUCAACAAGACAUGCCAGAACACCUGAGAGAGAACCUACUCACACACAUCUCUCUAUUAGCCUCCAGUCAUGCCAAGCAACAAGCUGAGACUACACAACAAAGAGAAAAAAUCACCAAGCAACAAGCUGACAUUGCUACUUUAGUAGAAGAGAAUAUACAGCUAAGAACGAAAAAUGCCGAAUUGGCGCCAUUGCAAUAUAUGCUCACCGUGAACUCCGAACCGCUCGAUGCUCCUGUCCUUACAAUGAUCAACUUCCAACAGCAAAAGAGAGAUGACGAUGUUUGGCACUCCCCUCCAGUCUACACCCACCAUCAGGGCUACAAGAUCUGUCUCAGAGUGGAUGCUAAUGGCUGGGGCACUGGUAAAGGAACACACGUCUCUGUGGGUGUGUACUUCAUGAGAGGAGAGUUUGACAAUUCUUUGAAAUGGCCGUUUCGUGGAGUGAUUUCAGUACAACUACUGGACCAGGUCGAUGGCAAGAAUCAUGAAACAGGCAAAACCACCUAUGAUAACAGAACACCUAACACGAGUUGUGCCAGAGUGAGGGAGGGAGAGAGGAGAGUGGGGCGGGGAAUAGCAAGGUUCAUUGCUCACACUGAACUGGAGCCCAAGUAUUUACAAAAUGACACCCUUCUCUUCCAAAUACACAAAGUAGAACUGAAGUAG